UCUACUUUCAUUUCAUAUCCAUUUCCCUUACUCUCCGGCGGCCAAAAUGAGCCAUAAUCAGCCGGACCUCUCCGCCGCCGGCGACCACCGGCAAUCAGAAAACAAACCCACCUUACCAAAAACCCAAACCAUAUCCAUAGCCAAACUCUUCUCUUUCGCCGACACUUAUGAUUAUUUCCUCAUGUUUUUUGGAUCCAUUGGAGCUUGUGUUCAUGGUGCUUCUGUCCCUGUUUUCUUCAUUUUCUUUGGUAAAUUGAUCAAUAUCAUUGGACUAGCUUAUCUCUUUCCGGCCGCCGCAUCCCAUAAAGUUGCUAAGUAUUCACUGGAUUUUGUGUAUCUCAGUGUGGUUAUUCUAUUCUCUUCAUGGAUAGAGGUGGCAUGUUGGAUGCAUAGUGGAGAAAGACAAGCGGGGAAGAUGAGAAUGGCGUAUUUAAGAUCAAUGUUGAAUCAAGAUAUUAGUUUAUUUGAUACUGAAGCUUCUACUGGUGAAGUUAUUGCUGCCAUUACUAGUGAUAUUAUUGUUGUUCAAGAUGCCCUAUCCGAGAAGGUGGGGAAUUUUAUGCAUUACAUAAGUCGAUUCUUAGCUGGUUUCAUAAUCGGAUUUGUACGAGUAUGGCAAAUAAGUCUCGUAACUCUCUCCAUCGUUCCCUUAAUUGCUCUUGCCGGCGGUAUCUACGCUUAUGUAGCCACAGGUCUCAUUGCAAGUGUUCGAAAAUCUUAUAUUAAAGCUGGCGAAAUCGCUGAAGAGGUUAUUGCCAAUGUUAGAACGGUUCAUGCAUUCGCGGGCGAAGAAAGGGCUGUAAAAGCUUAUAAAACGUCGCUCCUUGGAACUUAUAGUUACGGAAGAAAAGCUGGUUUGGCGAAAGGUUUAGGCCUCGGAACUUUGCAUUGUGUUCUUUUUCUUUCGUGGGCACUUCUAGUCUGGUUUACGGGUAUCGUCGUUCAUAAGGAUAUCGCUAAUGGUGGAGAUUCUUUCACUACUAUGCUCAACGUCGUCAUUGCUGGCUUGUCAUUGGGGCAGGCGGCGCCGGACAUCUCCGCCUUCAUCAGAGCAAAAUCAGCAGCAUAUCCAAUCUUCAAAAUGAUCGAAAGAGAUACAAUAAUCAAGAAGAGCGAAAACAACAAAUCCGGUACAAAACUAAACAAAGUAGAAGGCGGAAUCGAAUUUCAAACCGUAAAUUUCCACUAUCCAUCUCGUCCAGACGUACCAAUCUUCACCAAUUUCAAUCUCCAAAUCCCUCCCGGAAAGAUCGUCGCCUUAGUAGGCGGUAGCGGAUCCGGAAAAAGCACAGUCAUAUCAUUAAUCGAACGUUUCUACGAACCAACCGCCGGCAAAAUCCUCCUAGACGGCUUCGAUAUCAAAUCAUUAGAUCUCCAAUGGUUAAGAAAACAAAUCGGAUUAGUAAAUCAAGAACCAGCUCUAUUCGCAACAACAAUAAGAGAGAAUAUACUAUACGGAAAAGACGAUGCUACAAUGGAUGAUAUAACACGAGCUGCUAAGUUAUCAGAAGCGGUUAGUUUCAUAAACAAUUUACCUGAUAGAUAUGAAACGCAGGUAGGUGAGAGAGGGAUACAGUUAUCGGGAGGACAGAAACAGAGGAUUGCGAUUGCGCGUGCUUUGGUGAAGAAUCCUUCGAUACUUUUGUUAGAUGAAGCUACGAGUGCGCUUGAUGCGGAAUCGGAGAAGAGUGUUCAGGUUGCGCUUGAUCGUGUUAUGGUGGGAAGAACGACGGUGGUGAUUGCGCAUAGAUUGUCUACUGUUAGACAUGCGGAUACGAUUGCGGUUGUGAGAAAUGGUGAAAUUGUUGAAAUUGGAAGCCAUGAUGAGUUGAUUUCGAGAAGAGAUAGUGCUUAUUCUUCUCUGGUUCAUCUUCAAGAAACCGCUACUUUGCAUCGUCUUAAUUCUCAAGGUCCUUCUAUGUCAAGACCCGUCAGCAUGAAAUUUUCACGAGAGUUGUCCCGAACAAUGAGCCGAGGAACAAGCUUUCAGUCCGAUAGAAUUUCAAUUGGAUGGAUAGGCGGUGAAGAAAAUGUUAAUAAAAUGAAAGUCGAUGUUUCCAGCCGGAGAUUAUACUCUAUGAUCGGUCCAGAUUGGAAAUAUGGAAUCUCGGGCACGAUUUGUGCCUUUAUUGCCGGAGCUCAGAUGCCACUUUUCGCUCUUGGUGUCACUCAAGCUCUUGUAUCUUAUUACAUGGGAUGGGAGACUACACAACGCGAAGUUAAGAAAAUUUCUCUACUUUUUUGUGGAGGUGCUUUUAUAACCGUCAUUGUUCAUGCUAUUGCUCAUCUUUCUUUCGGGAUUAUGGGAGAGCGACUCACUCUUCGUGUUCGCGAAAAGAUGUUUUCAGCCAUUUUGAAAAAUGAGAUUGGGUGGUUUGACGGCAUGGAGAACUCGAGUUCUAUGCUCGCGUCGCGUUUGGAGGCUGACGCCACGUUGUUGAGAACUGUGGUUGUCGAUCGCUCUACGAUUUUACUACAAAAUCUUGGUUUGGUUGUCACCUCGUUUAUCAUUGCGUUUAUAUUGAAUUGGAGAUUGACUCUUGUUGUUAUGGCGACUUAUCCUUUGAUCAUAAGCGGUCAUAUAAGCGAGAAAAUGUUUAUGAGAGGAUAUGGAGGAAACUUAAGCAAAGCAUAUCUAAAAGCAAACAUGCUAGCCGGUGAAGCCGUAAGCAACAUUCGAACCGUGGCUGCAUUUUGCGCCGAAGAGAAAGUUCUCGAUCUUUACUCUCAUGAACUCGAAGAGCCUUCAAGACGUUCAUUCGUUCGUGGCCAAAUUGCGGGUAUUUUCUAUGGAGUUUCUCAAUUCUUCAUAUUCUCAUCUUACGGCCUAGCUUUAUGGUAUGGUUCUACUCUAAUGGCGAAGGAACUUGCUAGCUUUAAAUCGGUCAUGAAAUCUUUUAUGGUUCUCAUUGUAACCGCUCUUGUUAUGGGAGAAACACUUGCAAUGGCACCGGAUAUUCUUAAAGGUAACCAAAUGUUGGCGUCGGUUUUUGAAGUGCUUGAUAGGAAAACCGAGGUUAAAAGCGACGUUGGUGAAGAUGUGUCGAAGGUAGAAGGAAAUAUAGAAUUGAAAGGGGUACAUUUUAGCUAUCCUUCACGUCCGGAUGUUGUUAUAUUCAAGGAUUUCGAUUUGAAAGUUCGCGCCGGCAAGAGCAUGGCUCUUGUGGGACAGAGUGGCUCCGGAAAGAGCUCGGUCAUUGCUCUCAUUCUUCGCUUUUAUGAUCCAACCUCGGGAAGAGUCAUGAUCGAUGAUAGAGAUAUCAGGAAAUUGAAGCUAAAAACACUACGCAAACACGUCGGUUUAGUCCAACAGGAACCGGCCCUAUUCGCGACAUCAAUUUUCGAAAACAUCCUCUAUGGAAAAGAAGAAGCUUCGGAAGGAGAAGUGAUGGAAGCCGCAAAGCUAGCAAAUGCACAUAACUUCAUAAGCGCCCUACCUGAGGGAUAUUCAACCAAAGUAGGAGAACGAGGUGUUCAACUUUCGGGUGGCCAAAAACAACGCGUAGCCAUUGCUCGCGCGGUUCUAAAGAAUCCGGCUAUACUUCUUUUGGACGAGGCAACUAGUGCUUUAGAUGUUGAGUCGGAAAGAGUGGUUCAACAAGCGUUGGAUAGGUUAAUGAAGAAUCGAACGACGGUUAUGGUGGCUCAUCGACUUUCUACUAUUAAGAAUGCGGAUCAAAUUGCGGUUUUGCAAGAUGGGAAGAUAAUUGAGAAAGGAAUACAUUCGGAGCUAGUGGAGAAUAAGAAUGGAGCUUAUUAUAAACUCAUCAAUUUACAACAGCAACAACAACAACAAAAAUGAGUUUUAAUAUUGUACUAUUAUUAUGUUAUUACAUACUAUGUUUUAAACUUAAAUAUUUACUGUGUACUAUAUAAAUUGUAAAAUUUGGUAACAGAUUAUUUGCAACAAUAAGCAUUUAAAGAAAUUUGAGAUUGAUUGUAAUUGUAUGUUCUUCUUCAA
This is a messenger RNA of Impatiens glandulifera, 3961 nucleotides long. Its product is annotated as ABC transporter B family member 2-like. The transcript has 9 exons. The coding region runs from base 47 to 3802 and encodes 1251 amino acids. The record is from RefSeq and is a predicted model, not a curated record. NCBI's taxonomy places the organism in Eukaryota, Viridiplantae, Streptophyta, Magnoliopsida, Ericales, Balsaminaceae. Gene Ontology annotation, biological process: transmembrane transport. Gene Ontology annotation, molecular function: ATP binding; ABC-type transporter activity; ATP hydrolysis activity. Gene Ontology annotation, cellular component: membrane.